AUGUCUCAUCAUGAGCCUCAAUCAUACUGCGAGGCUAGUUCUAACCCCAUUUGGCAACAAGCUAUGGCAGAAGAAUUACAGGCUCUUACACAAGCUUAUACCUGGGACAUGGUUGAUCUCCCUUCUGAUAAAACUAUUGUUGGUAUUUUUGCACUCAAAAAUUUUCUUAGUCAUCAGUUUGAUAUGAAGGAUCUUGGGUGCCUCAAUUAUUUCCUCAGCUUGGAGAUUCUCUCUUAUUUGGAUGGCUAUUAUCUCUCCCAAGCCAAGUAUUCCACUGAUAUUCUUGCCCUUGUUGGACUCACAGAUUGCACAACAGUUCCCACUCUACUUGAGACUAAUGUCAAUCUCAUUUUUCUAUAUGGUACACUCCACAUUGAUGCUACAUUAUAUCGAUACCAGUUUAUAUCUGCACCUCGUUCUACUAAUUAUACUGAUGUACUACGCAUCAUUCGAUACAUUAAAGGGACUAUGUUUCAUAGCCUUUAUUUUUCUUCUCAUUCUUCACUUGACUUACGCGCCUGCUCUGAUGCUGAUUGGGCAGAUAUGGGUGUUUCUCAUUCUACCGACACUGUUCUCUACUGUGAUUAUCAUAGUGCUAUUUAUAUUGCUCAUAAUGAUGUCCUCCAUGAAUGCACAAAAAAUAUUGAAAUUGAUUGUCAUAUUGAGUGUCACCAUGUUGCUCAAGGCACUGUACGUCUUCAUUCUGUAACUUCCGUUGAUCAGACCACUAACAUCUUUACCAAAUCUUAUCCAUCAGGCAAAUUUCAGGAAUUAGUUUCCAAACUUAAGUUGGUUUUUGUUCUACCACCUUAA
This is a messenger RNA of Cornus florida, 813 nucleotides long. RefSeq lists its product as uncharacterized. The coding region runs from base 1 to 813 and encodes 270 amino acids. The transcript has 4 exons. Lineage: Eukaryota; Viridiplantae; Streptophyta; Magnoliopsida; Cornales; Cornaceae. The record is from RefSeq and is a predicted model, not a curated record.